UACUGAAGGACAACAAUCUUCUCUUUAAUUGCAUCAAUCUGAUCAGAUCGGCGGCUGAUUAAAGGGAGUCGGCUCGCUGAUGUUUGAGGAGGGAAAUCCGCCUUGCUGCAUCGCCGUGACGCAAUUCACGCGCUCCUGCUGCAACACGAUAAAAUAUGAAUCAUCCGCCGCUCCGACGCCUUUUCUGGUGUAAAUAUGAUGUAGACGGCGAGGAGGGGGUGUGGCGCCGAGGCUCUCCCAGUCACCAAAACAAUACACGCCCAGACGCUCGCGCAUUUGUGGCGUGAAGCGCCGGGGUCGCGGGGUUUGGCGUGAUCGCGGGUUUCCUGCCCCUCCAGGCCGGCGCGCCGCGCUCCGUCCGCCCCGCUCCGCACGCGCCGGGCUGCGGAUACCAGCGGCACCGCGGCACGGAGCCUCGUCCUGUUUACGCAGAUCGAAAAGCUGGAUGCGGAGCGACCCGAUGGCCUGCGGAUGAAGAUGUCAGAACUACAGCAAGGUGUGUCAGCGCUGUGAUCCAUGGCUGUGCUGUGUGUGUCAGUGCAGAUUGUGUUGCAGAGAGGAGUUUGAAUGCCUCUAAAAUCUCAAGGCUGUGAGCCCUGAGCAGGCUGAGGAUGAGCAGUCAGGGCAGCAGCAGCAGCAGCAGCAGCAGCAAGGGAAGUGGACAGCAUGCUGACACUCCUCCCCCUCGUCACACCCCCGGACCCAAGCUGCAGGUACAGCGUUCCCUCUCCCGCGACACCAUCACAAUACACUUCUCUGCCCUGGGGAAGGAGGAAGACGAUGAGGAGGAGGAGCUCUACGGGGUGCCGUCCGCCCUCGAUGGUACGGAGGGACUUCAGGCGCAAGCUCCGGGGCCCGACGACCAGUGUGUGGCCACAGGCCUGGAGGCCAAGGAGGAGCUGCUGUUUGAAUCCGUCGGGGUGGAGGCCUCCCCCGGAGCUGCAGUGCUCCCUGUUUCAUCCACCGCCCUGUCUGAACCCUCAGAUCCUCACUCACACACUCCCUCACCUGCCAUGACUAUUAUUCCCACCUCCAGCUACUCGCAUUUGAGUUCCACACCUCCUGCCAGCUCCUCCUGGCCGUCCGACCGACCGGCUGCCAGUCCUGCGUCCACAAGUUCCAGCUCGUCGUCCCCCUGCAAGUCUGCGACACUGUCGUCCUCCAAGCCCUUCCUCAGCCUGGUCCGGUCGUUAUCCAAUGACGUCGAGUCUCGUGAACCCGCCCCGCCGCUUUCAACCGUUGCGCCGCCGCAUGCGCGCCACCGGCACUUAAUGAAGUCCUUUGUGAAGUCUCUGUCCACGGACACUUCUAAGACAGAGAUGCAGGAAGGCCCUCCUCAUCAGUAUCAUCAUCAGCAGCAGCAAGUCCAGUCAACCCAUCGGCCUCCGCCGCGCAACAUGCAGCUCUUCAAACAGUUCUCCCAGCCCCGCCUCACCUCGGCUCCUGUCAUUAUCACUCAAGCCGGUGGAGACUCCAAAACGGCCCCUUCCUCGCCCAUCAUGUCUCCAGACGGCAGGUCCUUCUUCAAAGUCCAGGAGGUCGAGGCCAAGAUAGAAGACACCAAGCGGCGGCUGUCAGAGGUGAUGUCCGACCCUCUGCAGCUGUUCAGUAAGAUCAUGGGGGAUGAGUCUGGCGUUGGAGCCGCUGGAAGUGCCUCUCAUCGUGCCAAAUCGUUGUCCUCCAGUGCGUUGGAGCUCAGCAGCGUGGCCGCAGUGAACGGACACGCGGAAAGUAACAACAACUACAGCAUCAAGGAGGAAGAUGGGCCAGAGGCGGAGGAAGAGGAGGAAACCCCCACAGGGAAGGGCCCAGACUCGGUUUUUUUCUCUUUCCCUUCACUGGCACCAGCUCAGGGCCUCAGUCAGGCCUCUUCGUCUGCUCUCCAUAAGUCUCCCUCUCUCACUCUGGGCCGCUGUUCGAUGUCAGCCCUGGUGGCUCGACAGGAAGAUGAGGACUUCUGUGAACUGUACAGUGAGGACUUUGAAUUGUGUACCGACACGGAGACGCCGGAUGGGGAUCGGUCCGGAUCCCGGCUGCCUCGCACUGGGAGCACCGGCUUGUGUAGCGAACUUGAUACAGAAGAUGAGAGAGUGGAGGAGGAGCCCGUGCCUGUGACCGGCCUCAUCUUUUUAGCUCAGUUGGUGUAUUUAUACCUACUCCUUCCUGUGCCGCCAUCUGCAUGCGCAGUGGUCCAUGGGAUUAUAGCUGGGUUCAUGUUGGCCUUGCUGGUCCUUUGGCUGUCGUCUCCUCGACGUUCCUCUGUGGGGAGCAGAAUAUGGAGGCGAAGGAUUGAGCACUGGAAUGUGGCUCAGUUAGAUAUCAAAGAACCAGGAAUAUACAAGGGCUGGAUGAAUGAGAUCCACAGCUACGACCCAGAAAUGUACCACGCCACCCUGACCCACUCCGUUUACGUCCGUCUGGAGGGCUCUGUCCUGCGUCUGUCCAAGCCCAACCGGAACAUCUCCCGCCGUGCCACACACAACGAGCCUAAACCCGACGUCACUUACAUCAGCCAGAAGAUCUACGAUCUGACUGACAGCAAGAUCUACCUGAUGCCUCAGAGCUUGGCCAGGAAGAGAGUGUGGAACAAGAAGUACCCCAUUUGUAUUGAGCUGGCCAAGCAGGAGGAUUUCAUGUCGAAGGCCCAGGGAGAAAAGCCCGAGGCCGGGGAGGAAAAAUUGGUGGGAAUGGUGGAAAAGCUUGAACGAACGGACAAGGGUGAGAAAACUGAGGCAUCAGUUUCUGUCGAGGAGCCCAAAAGACCACCCUCUGGAGGAGGGGAUCUGACAAUCUACUUGUUCGGGAGGACGGGUCGAGAUAAAGAAGAGUGGUUCCGGAGAUUCCUCCUCGCAUCGCGAAUAAAGUCAGAAGGGAGAGGCGGCAAUCUGUCUGGUAUCUGCAAGAGUGCCUUCUCGACCUCCCACAGCCGCAGUGGCAGCGUCCAAUCCAGCGGUGGCUUGGAGGCUGACAGCAGGAGCAGCAGCCGGGGAAGCCUUGAGGAGCUGUCUCAGUCUCAGUCUCGACACAGAGAGACCGCUGCUGCUCCCUCCUGUGGCCCGGCUGGAGGGAUGAAGCAGAAGAUGCUGUUGGACUACAACAUCUACAUGGCCAAAUAUGUCAACCCCCAGGCGCCACCAAGAAGUCCAGCUGCCACUGACAGCCCCGGGCACAGCCCCGAGAGCAGCCCAAAAACCACCAAAAAGUUACGCAGGAGUUCAGAAGACUCGGCGGAGCCGGAGGCCUGGGUCAAUGCCUUUCUUGGGAGGAUAUUCUGGGACUUCCUGGGAGAGAAGUAUUGGGCCGAUGUAGUCUCCAAAAAGAUCCAAAUGAAGCUCAGUAAGAUUAGGCUGCCAUAUGUGAUGAAUGAGCUGACUUUGACUGAGCUAGACAUGGGCUUUUCCAUUCCUAAGAUCCAUCAUGCCUCCAAACCGUCCGUGGAUCACCAAGGUCUGUGGUUUGAUCUGGAGGUGUCCUACACAGGAUCCUUCCUCAUGACCUUAGAAACAAAGAUGAACCUGGCCCGUCUGGGUAAAGAAGGCGAGGGUCUCGGAGAGCAUGGGAAGGAAUGGAGCAGGCCACGGACUUACUGUUUAGCAGACAGUGAUGAGGAGUCGUCCAGCGCUGGCUCGUCAGAUGAGGAGGAUCCCCCUGAACUCCUCAGCGACAAACCUGCUCUCCCUGGAGGCGAGGGCUAUGUAGGAGGCCACAGGCCCAGCAAGAUCAUGCGCUUCGUGGACAAGAUAGCCAAGUCCAAAUACUUCCAGAAAGCCACAGAAACCGAGUUUAUCAAGAAGAAGAUGGAGGAGGUGUCCAACACGCCGCUGCUGCUCACUGUGGAGGUGCAGGAGUGCCGAGGAACGCUGGCUGUCAACAUCCCACCACCACCUACAGACAGAAUAUGGUACGGUUUCAGGAGUCCGCCCCACCUGGAGCUGAAAGCGAGGCCCAAACUCGGCGAGAGGGAAGUCACUCUGGCUCAUGUGACCGAGUGGAUCGAGAAGAAGCUGGAUCAGGAGUUUCAGAAAAUAUUUGUGAUGCCAAACAUGGAUGAUGUAUGGUUACCCAUAAUGCACUCAGCCAUGGAUACGCGUUCAAAUGCCAACUUGAUUACUGUGACGGACGAUGCCUUGAGGGAUCCAGAGCCGGAGGAGCCGGACGCCUCCGACAUGUGAGGACUGCUGCCGGUCAAAGCAGCCAAUGACAUGAAUUUUUUUUCCAUUAUGACGAUUCAACAAGUCUUCGCCACCUCGGUAACCACAGGUGCGGUCGUGGGCCGGGCCAGUACUUCGAUAUUUUUGCCCAUAUUCCAGUCCCAAUGCUGCACCACCAAGUGGCCGCUCAUGAUGUGCACUUCCAAAACUGGAGAAAAAAUAGUCUCGCAGUCAUCUGAGGCCACUGAAGCAAAAGAACGGAGAAUAGUGACUCGCAAGUUGCCAUCCAACAACGCCGUUUUAUUUGGUCACGGGGCAUGUUCAGACCGUUCAGUGUGUGAUGCGGUGGUUUGACAAAUAGCCAUCUGAUUCAACCCGAAGAACCAUAAUACCUGUGAUGUACAGCUGCACCAAAUGUGAUAGUGGUACAGUGUGAACUUUUUGUUUGAUGUUCCUUACGGGGCAGUUUAGUGUUGCUAUAACUCUUUGGGGGAACUUUGAACUCGUGAUAAACAGUGUGUGGGCACCAGCGUGAGCAAACAGCAGAGGGAAUAAUCAUACACUUCUAAAUGAUUUUGCUGUAAGCCCCCAAUGUCUGUUAUUAAAUGUUUCACAUGGCAGAUCAGCGUUCAUUUCUGAGCAUCACACAUCGCUGCCUGGCACUUAUAUGCAACCCAAUCAAUGGCGCUGUGUUGAGGAAUAGACAUGUGGUCCAUUUAAAUUCGCAGUGGACACUCGUGUGCUUUUUAUCUGCGGUCGGAUUAGAGAAAAAAACUGACCUCAGAGGGGUUUUAUGAAUUAAAAUCCAUCGGAUAACACAGCAGCAAAACUUUGCUUAGGUCUGUUGAAUGUAUACACAGAAAUGCAGCUCCCUGACUCUGCAAGGAAAAGUUCAUUCACUUAUAACAUGCUUCUGAGCAACAUGUUUCAAGCGCUAUUCUCAUGUUCUUUUCUGUAAAAGUUAUAUAUAUUUUUUAAUUGCCAAAGCAAUCUAUCUGUAAUGUUUGAGAGGCACUGUAUGAGUUGAACAGUGGUAAAUAAGCAAUCAAUCUUUCUUCCCACAAUAAGGCCACUCCAGUGAUAGAUGGUCAAAUGUUUCUGAAAAUUUAGACGGAAAUAAUGUGUCAGAAAUUAUUUCCUGGUCAGUAGGAGAUUUAAAUAUUUUGUAUCUACAAUAAACACAAAAAACUUUAUUGGUAUUGCAGAAAGACGCCCAACUUGUCCCAUUUGACUAAUUAUACUGGAUAUUAGCCAUAUUAUUUAAUGCUGCCAGUGGACAUCAAGCUGAUGAAUGCUGUUUUAUGUUUAUUUAUUGAUUUGUUCUAUGUUGUACAUAU
Messenger RNA from Salarias fasciatus (jewelled blenny), 5488 nucleotides. It is a transcript of the gene tex2, whose product is annotated as testis expressed 2. The record is from RefSeq and is a predicted model, not a curated record. Lineage: Eukaryota; Metazoa; Chordata; Actinopteri; Blenniiformes; Blenniidae. Gene Ontology annotation, cellular component: endoplasmic reticulum. Gene Ontology annotation, molecular function: lipid binding. The transcript has 13 exons. Bases 612 to 4172 code for a protein of 1186 amino acids.